Megalobrama amblycephala (Wuchang bream) is the source of this 3063-nucleotide messenger RNA. RefSeq lists its product as uncharacterized. NCBI's taxonomy places the organism in Eukaryota, Metazoa, Chordata, Actinopteri, Cypriniformes, Xenocyprididae. The coding region runs from base 398 to 1357 and encodes 319 amino acids. The transcript has 10 exons. The record is from RefSeq and is a predicted model, not a curated record.
ACACCUCGUGGCUGUUACCACAGCUGUACAUUAACCACUGUCGAUAUCCAUCUGAUGUUAAGUGUUGCCAUUUACUCUGAACAUUCAAUAUUUCACAUAGUUGAACAGUUAAUCUGUCUCCUGUCACGCUUCUUAGGCUACCGGAGUUCUGUAAUGAAUGAGCUUUCGUCUACUUUCAGAGGCUUCACUCGGGAGUUAGUGCGCAUGCGUCAAUUCGUGCUCACGAUUUUUGUGGACGGAGCGGAACGCGGAAAGCGAAGUACACGCUCUUAGCACUCAACAUUUGCCACCCACUUUUCUAGCAUAAAAAGUCACGUGACGCUCGCCACGAGCCGAUCCUCAGUAUCCAGAAUCACUGCUGUCAUUCAGUUUAGAUGCGAUCAGAAGCGGGAUCAGCAUGAGGAGCCGUUCCUUCAUUUUUUGGGUUUUAUUACUCGUGGACGUUUCUCCAUCAGGUUAUGUCAAAACCAAUGAAGAAGAAAACAUGCAGCAGAUAGAGAAAUAUUCUGACAUGAACGUGUUUGUUGCUGUGGGAGAUGGAGUGAAGACGCUGAUAGUGAUGGAGGGAGAUUCUAUCACUUUAAACACUAGUGUUACUGAAAUAAAAAGAGAUGAUACGAUACUAUGGAUGUUUGGAGAUGAUGAGUAUAUCGCUAAAAUGAAUGAAGCAGCUGGAUUAUACUUUAUAUCUGAGGGUGAGAGAUUCAGAGAUAGACUGUCGCUGGACAAUCAAACUGGAUCUCUCACUAUCAAAAACAUCAGAACUGAACACACUGGAUAUUAUCAGCUACAGAUCCGUAGCAAAAGUGAAACAACGAAGAAAUUCAGUGUUACUGUCCGUGAAGAAGUGAUAUCAGUGUCGUUGAUGGUGGGAGAUUCUGUCACUCUUCAGACCGGUGUUGCUAAAAUAGAGAGAGAUGAUCAGAUACUGUGGAAGUUUGGAAACCAAGGUGUCCUCAUUGCCAACUUAAAUGGCAUUAUCGAUGCAAAAUGGAAAAAUGUGAUCAAACUGAAUGAUCAUACUGGAGAUCUCACCAUUAGAAACAUCCAAUUCCAACAUUCUGGAGACUAUGAUUUGGAGAUCAACAACAGCACCACGAUCUUACACAUGAAGUUCAAUAUUGCGGUUAGUGACCUCCCCAAGAACAACACAGCCAUGAUCGUGAUUGUGAUUGUGAUCUUGGCUGUGCUCGGGAUCUUGGUCAUGAUCCUGGCCUUUGUGUGGUUCGCAAUCUAUAAGAAAAAAGCAUCCUGUUUCCACAAGAAUGGGGGAGGCCAGAGUAACCAGAGGACAGACGCGUCAAGACAGAGUGAAGAGGAGAACUUAAAACAAGCAGGUGACAGUGCUACCAACUGAGCUACUGUGUCAAGUAUAUGAUGGUGGUACAGACCCAGGGAAUGAGGCAAUGCAGCAAUUGAACAGAGAUGCCCAAUAGCAGUAGUUCAUAGUUGGUACACAUUAAUAGCUUUUGAAAAUCAACCAUUCUGCACCUGCACUGUAAAAAUGAGUUAAGGCUUUUAAUUGAUUUGGCAUGAAUAGCAUAUAUAGAGAAACAUGCUUUCAUCUAGUAUAAAAUUCACUCAAAAUCAUCUUUGAAUGGCCAAUGUAAUGUGGAGGGAUAUAAUAUCUGUUUGUUGAUUUUUGUUGUUGUUGUAGUUUUUUUUUUUAGUUGGACCAUUUUUAUAUAGAAUUUAGAUUAUUUUGUAUAUUGUUUUUUUUUUAUAUGUGUACAGUAGUGUCCAAAAGUACAGAGCGCCUAGAGGGACCAAGUGAAGGAAAAAAAUAUGAGGAGGCAAAAUUAUAUGCCAAUACUUACGUGUUCUCUCACAAAUAGUUUGCAUUCCCCCAAGAAACUUUGCGUUCGUUUGCAAAGAACUCAAAGGUUUUUUCGGGUGAAUGCAAAGGUUUUGAAAAUAAACAAUUCUUGGGUAGUAUUUUUUCCUCCCAUCCCAUAUUUUUUCAUCCACUAUGUCCAUCAGGGGAGUUGUAAUUGUUGCAUUAACCAUUUACAAUCAUUGACUGCUCAGCGAAAGUCUGUAUCGAGGGUGCAUAUCAACCACAAAGGGGGCGCUCAUGAGCACCCUUCUGAAACCUACAAUAACAAAUGGGACACUCUAGAGUUAACGGACACAUGCACACGGCAGCCAUUUUAAGUCCACAAGACUGCAAGUGCACCUUAAGUGUGCCAUUUGGGACAGGGCUAUUUUGGCAGAUUACAGAGCACUAGCUCCAACUGACCUGAGAAACAUUUUCCCUGAGAAUAUUUCAGCAAAUAUGAUGUGUGUCCAGUAUUUCUGUCAGCUGUUCAGAAUUAGUGUAUGUUUACAUGACAAUGAUGUACUAAAAACAGAGACGUUUUUACUUUGCAUUUUUCGCGUACAGGCGACAUUCUCAAACAGAUCCCCACAGAUCCACAAAAAAGACAAAAAAAAAAAAGUAUUAUUCUGCCAGGCUUGGCAUUUUAUAAGAAACACUAUGCUACUAUAGACUUUAUAGACUGUAAUAUGCAUGUGCAUGAUGUCACCGUUUUCACAAAUUUGUGUUUUUGUAGUUUACAUGGAGACGAUAAGGGUAUUGUUUUCAAAAACUUGCACUUUGAAACCCAUUUUCAGAAGUUUGUAUUUUCAGGCCCAGAAAACGCUGUUGUCGUAUAGAUAAAUGGCCAAAACGCUUAAAAAAACUUUUGUUUUUAGUUUAAAAUGGUGCCCCAUAGUGAUGAAAUUGAAUCAGUCAUGCUGUUCAGUUUUGCAAAACGAUCUAAAUCAAUUCAUCAUUCAGAUUGGACUGCUUUCACACUGAAUAGUUCUCUUGAAUAUAAUUGUGUUCUGUAAAAUAUAAUCUUCACUGGAAUUACUGGAAUAAUCAAGCUUGUUAAAUAGAAAAUAGUGUCCACAUACUAUUUGCUGUACAUCUGCCAAAUUUGCAGUUUAUCUUACUUCCAUGCUGUUCUGUCCUGUGUAAUCAAAUUGGUAAUGUUGAGUAAGUAAUCUGUUGAAUUGAAGCACAUAUUGUACAUAUACACUACUUAUGUUUGCAUUUGAAUAAAAAAAAAUUGUUUAUCA